Beta vulgaris subsp. vulgaris (sugar beet) is the source of this 958-nucleotide messenger RNA. Its product is annotated as auxin-binding protein ABP19a-like. Gene Ontology annotation, cellular component: cell wall. Bases 128 to 754 code for a protein of 208 amino acids. Gene Ontology annotation, molecular function: manganese ion binding. The record is from RefSeq and is a predicted model, not a curated record. NCBI's taxonomy places the organism in Eukaryota, Viridiplantae, Streptophyta, Magnoliopsida, Caryophyllales, Amaranthaceae. The transcript has a single exon.
UGCUUCUAUGUUCAUGCAAUUUAUCUAUAUAUAUGGGCUAUCAAAAUGCUAGGAAGCAGACUAACUAAACUAAAAGUACCCUGAACAUAUAUAUCUAAUAUCCUUAUUGCUUACUUUAAGUUUCCAGAUGAAAAGUCUUGCAGUUUUCAUCCUCUUCUCUCUCCUAGCCAGCUUUAGUCAUUCCAUUGAACUUGAUUUUUGUGUCGGAGAUCUCAGUCUCCCCAGAGGACCAGGAGGAUACGCUUGCAAAGAUCCCGCUAAUGUUACAACUGAUGAUUUUGUUUAUACCGGUUUUCGUGGUGAAAAACCUACUACAAAUAUUUUCAAAAAUCAUUUGACUCUCGCUUUUUCAAAUGCAUAUCCAGCUCUGAAUGGUUUAGGUGUCUCCUUGGCAAGGUUAGACUUUGCUGUGGGAGGAGUUAUCCCAGUACACUCUCACCGAACAUCAGAAAUUCUUAUUUUAGCAAAAGGUACUAUCAUUGCAGGAUUUAUUGAUACGAACAACACUGCAUAUUAUAAAAAGUUGGAGGUCGGUGAUGUUAUGAUCUUUCCACAAGCCAUGCUCCAUUUUCAAGUCAAUGUUGGUAAAAUUCCAGCUCUUGCAUUUGUUGCAUUGAAUAGUGCAAAUCCAGGAUUGCAAAUCACUACUUCUUCGUUGUUUGAUGGAAAUUUACCAACUGAGUUAGCGGAGCAAAUCACACUUCUAAGUCAUCAGGAAGUGAUGCGGAUGAAGACAUUAUUUGGCACUCAUUAAUUAGACUGGUUUUCAAUUAUUUUCUUUUCUUUGCAUGGCAUGCAACUAUGUCUAGUGCCAAGCUUGAUUUACUGUUAUUCCAGACUUUAAAAUAGUAGCACCUAAGGGCAUAAAAUAAAGAGACCCAAUGUUAAUUUCUCUUAGCUAAGCGCUUGUAUGUUAAAUCAUUCUUAAAGAAUAUUUUGCUUAUUAUUGAUUACUAAA